AUGGGUGCCAGCGCAAAGAGGAAGAAGGAGAAGCAGAAGGACUUUCAGAAAACGAAAUUGAAAGUCGGAAAGACAAAAGCCAAGCCGGAGAAUUUUACAGAUACGACAAUAACCCUAACCCAACAAUCCCUCACACUCACCGCCCCUACUCAAUCAACACAAUUCACACACUCCCUCUCCCUCCUAAGCAGCAAAUCCGACUCCCAACGCCGCGACUCCCUCUCCCACCUCGCGACCGCCAUCUCCUCGCGCCCCGUCUCGUCCCCCCUCCCAGUCCCCGUCCCCUCUCUCCUCCCCUCCCUCCUCCCCCUCAUCCUAGACGCCAACGUCUCCGUGCGUACCGCCCUGCUCAAACUCCUCCGCACCCUCCCCGGCGCGGACAUCCGCGACCACGUCCCGUCCCUGCUCCCCUACAUCCGCGCCGGCAUGACCCAUCUCGCCGCCGACGUGCGUCUCUCGACCCUCGACGUCCUGGAAUGGCUGGUCGACGUUGCCGGGGAGGAAGUCGUCAGCGCCCCCGGCGGCUGGGUGAAGCUGCUGAAGUGUUUCCUGGCGCUGUUGGGCUGGCCGACGCCUGAUCCCGAGGGCCGGGAGAAGAGCAAGUGGACGAGUUUGAACUCCCGCGCGAGUCUGGGCGCUGAGGCGAAGGGCUUGCCUGGGUAUCCUGGUUCCGGCUCUGGCUCCUCUAGCACCAGCACCAGCACGGGUGCCAAAAAGCCAAGCUCCGGAUCCAGCUCAACGGGACGUGUCGACCUCGGCAAAGCCUCGAAGCAAGGCAAAGGACUGAUCCGCGGGUUAACAGUACUCGGCGUAUUCUUAGAAGCAGGACUCGCGCCGCAUUUGCGAUGCGUUCCUGGGACGGAGGGCCAGAGCCAUACAGACGAGAGUAACGGGGACGCUGCAGACUUCCCGAUCCUCUCGACAGUACACCUCGUGUCUGGAUCGGCGCAGCCGUAUGCGUAUUUGAAUCUGUUCGGGGCGCCUCGGGACACGGAUGGCGAGAUGUAUGAGACGCAGGAGGAUCGGUGUCGGGUGUUUGUGGAGGGCGGGUUCUUGGGUUCUGUGACGGGGGGAGUGGAAGGGGCGAGACAGGAGGGAGGAGAGGUGGGGAGGGUGUCGAGUUUGAUUCGGAGGGUGUUGGCUUCUCUUUAG
Aspergillus affinis is the source of this 1152-nucleotide messenger RNA. Its product is annotated as IPI1/TEX10 family protein. The record is from RefSeq and is a predicted model, not a curated record. Bases 1 to 1152 code for a protein of 383 amino acids. Gene Ontology annotation, biological process: rRNA processing. Gene Ontology annotation, cellular component: nucleus. The transcript is spliced from 3 exons. Lineage: Eukaryota; Fungi; Ascomycota; Eurotiomycetes; Eurotiales; Aspergillaceae.